GGGCCCUUCGCAGCGGCGCGGCGGGUCCUGGCAGGGUGAGGGGGCCCCUUAGGGUCCUGGCAGGUUGGAGGGUCCCCAUAGCGACGGGGCUGGGUCCUGGCAGGUUCAGGGGGUCCCCUAGGGUCCUGGCAGGUUGAGGGGUCCUCUAAGGUCCUGGAAGGUUGAGGGGGGGUCCCCUAAGGUCCUGGCAGGUUGAGGGGUGCCCCAGCAGCAGGGCAGCCGGGGGCGCAGGUCGGGCGUCCACCGUGGUGGGGGCUUGGGGACGUCGCUCGGAGUCCCCUCCAUGUCCUCAUCCCCUACGCUGAGACCCCUGAGGCUCCGAUCCAUCACCCACAGCGCGGUGCUGGGGCACGGGAGCCCUGCCCGCGGGGUCCCCGCGGGGGGACGAGGGACGGGGGAGCAGCACUGGCAGCAGCGCCGACACGCUGGGCACCCAGUUGUGGCUCUCCCGUGCCUGUAACCGAUAGUAACCAUGCCAGCCCAGAAGGACAGAUGGUUUCCUUCCUUCUCUUUCCUGCUCUUCUGCGCUUCCUUCAUUCCCAUGCUGGGAAGUACAAGUCUGCUACAGGAGUUGAGCCCCCAGGAGUAUUUCAGUAGCUUGCAAGCUGGAAGGGCAUCCCUGGCUUAUUUCAGCCAUAACGUUUCUCCUGGUGCCCAGCCCUUCUUGGAACAGAUUGAGAACUCAGUCGAGGCUCUGCAGGACUAUGGCAUUUCAGUGGUGAAGGUUAACUGUCCCAAAGAGGACGUCUCAAGAUACUGUGGAAAAGAAAAUGCAUUAAGGAAAGCCUACCUGUUCAGAGGGAACAUGCUGAUCAGAGAAUUUCCUACUGAUGCCUUGUUUGAUGUGAACUCCAUUGUUGCUAAUGUUCUGUUUGCCCUGCUCUUUAAUGAAGUUAAGUAUGUUGAAACACUGACGGAUCUUCAGAACAUAGAAAAUGCACUGAAAGGGAGGUCGAACAUGGUCUUCGUGUAUGUACCAGCUACUGGAACAGCAGAGCACAGAGCUGUGAUGGAAGUGGCUUUUGUCUACGGGACUGUCCACCAGUUUGUUCUGACAACUGAGGCAACACUGUUGAAAGACACCGGCAGCGAUGAGCCUGAUGCAUCAUCUGCCCGGCUGUUGUUCUGCCACUGCCAGCAGGCCACGGACGUGGCGCAGCCCUGCAGGAAGACACCCCUGGAGCAGGAUCUGACCGUGCUAAACAUCCACAGACACCUCAAGCUCAUGGGGGCUCCUCUUGUGACAGAGGUUGCUGAGGACCCAGAGAAGGUUUCCACUGUUCACUUACAGCUUGGGCUGCCACUUGUGUUCAUCCUCAGCCAGAAAGAGACCUACGAGGCAGACAGGAGAACAGCAGAGUUUUUGGCCUGGCAGCUCUUGGGGAAAGCAGGAGUCGCCCUUUUGUCCAGGGACCUCGUGGAUUUGAAUGUUCUGCUCCGGUCAAACGUCGCUCUCAAGACACCAGAUGAGGGAGUGCCGAUCAAAUACCUGGUCUUGGAAGACACCGAUGAAGUUAUAACCCUGGUGGAAGAUAAGAGCAAGGUCGAACAAAUCCAGGAGGAUGAGGAUGAGGAAGAUGAGGAUGAAAAAGAGAAUGACAAUCAAGACGUUCAGGAUGAUCAGGUGGUGGAAGCAGUUUCCAGGGACAAGAAGCGAGAGCUGCCCUUGGAGCAGAUCCUUACCCUGACGGAAGAGACCUUUCACUCUGCCAUGUUGAAAGCUGCCCAGACGGUGGUGCUGUUUUAUGCCAGCUGGGAGGCAGUGUCUCUGGCAGUGCUACAGUCUUACACAGAGGUGGCUGAUCACCUGAAAGGAGUUCAGGGGGUUUUGCUCUCUCGGGUAAACUGCUGGGACUGGCCUGGUGUUUGCACGACAGAGAAUGUCACCCAGUUUCCUACCAUAAAGAUUUACAAGAGGGGAGAGCAACCGUUAAUGUACAAUGGCAUGUUGGGAACUGAAGAACUGACCAGCUUCAUCAUGUUGAGCCGAGUUUCCUGCCCUCUGAAGCUGAUGACGAUUGAUGAAGCAGAAGGGUACUUAAGAGGAGAGCUUCCAACUGAGCUGUCGUCCUAUCACCACGCUUCAGUUCUAGGAGUAUUUAGCACAGCCAUGAGUAAAGCCAGGGAAGCUUUCAUAGAGGCAGGAAGCAUCUUAAGUGGGCACGUGACAAUGGGGAUGUAUUUUGAAGACGAUGCCUUGGCUUUUCACUUUUUCAGGUCCCGUAAGUACGCAGUGUCUCCCCCAGCCCUCCUCCUUGCCAGGAGCGGAGAUCGGAGUGUGGAAGGCAUCGCUUUGUCCAAAGAGAGUGCGCAGGACAUCGUGCAGAUGAUCAGAUACAGAUUGCUGGACACAUUUCCAGAAAUCACUGUGCAAAAUCUGCCUCACUACUUGCAGCUCAGGAAGCCCUUCCUCAUCUUGUUUAGCGAUGGUGACAUCGGUCAGCUGGAAAGCAAGGAAAUGCUGAAGCUGGCAAAAGGGAUACCCCAGCAAGUGUUUAUACCUUGCUGGUUGAACUUGAAGAACACUCCAGUGGGCCACGGGGUCCUGAAGGCAUACUUUGCCACCGUGCCUUCGUUGCCUGUUCUCGUCUGGGUGAACCUUCACGCUGGGGGUCAAGUGUUCAAGUUCCCAUCAGAGCAGUCUGUCACCGAAACGAACAUCUUGUCUUGGCUGGAGAAGCUGAAGGCAGGACUGGAGAUUCCCAGCAGUACCUUAUCUGAGGAAGACUGGAAACCACCUCUUCCUGCUUACAAUUUCCUCCAAAUGAUGGACACCACAGCGCCCGAAUUCACCCUCCGUGCCUCCUACCGCCACGGGGACGGGCAGGAGCAGCAGCAGCCAGAAGGCUCUGAAGAGAAGGCCACAGUGCGAGAGGAAACGCCUGAGGAAGCUGGGGUGAAGGCAGAGAAAGUCCAGUCCCCCGGGAGGGACCUGCGUGGGACAGCCCCGAGGCUGGCAGGGAGGGAAAAGCAGGCCAAGAGACACAGUGAGCUGUGAGAGUGAAAGGCUGUGGGACAGUGCCCAGAAAAAACUCUCUCACUUUCUCAGCCCUCGGUGAGCCUGUGCAACAGAGAGAGAAGGGAGUUUGGCUGUAAAUUGGUGGCGAGGGGAUAAAACAGCCCCUGAGUUUCAGUUUAAGUUCCCCGUGGCACUGUGUUGGUAGUUCUGUGGAACCUGGUAUUUCUCACACCAGAAAUGUGUCCGUACAACCUCCUGGGUGCUGUCCACAUCGCAUUUCACAGCGAAUCACGGGAGCAGAGCUGCAUGGAGGUGGCUGCCGAGGAGUUCUGCCUGCCUGAUAGUUAACGGAGCGGCAGGGUGAGCUCACCGUGCACACGGAGCGCUUGCCUCCCCACCAAAUCGUGCCAGAAAAGUUGAAUCAGCACAGCCCUUCUGUACGGUUUCUGUAUAUCUCAUGAAGAUGCUCUGGUUACCCUGGGCAGGAAGAGUGAGUGAUUCCAGGACAAAGAGCACUUCUCUCCCCUUGGUUCCAGUAGAGGCUCUGCAGAUCUGUCGGCGAGCUCUGCCCUCGAUAAGCAGUUCAGUCUGCAGUGUAACUACGCAGAGCCGUGAGGGCAAACAUUCCACUCACCCCAAAUCUGCAGUGUUUAAACUGACACACAGCUGUUUACACCUGAGUCAGGAACUGAAUUCAUUAGUGUUCAUCCUCGGGGGUAACAGCAGUAUCUGGCUAAGGUGGCUUUAUUAUGAAGGCCAGAACUCGGGUCAUCACAGCAGCUGUGAGUACCCAGCACAAAUAUUUGCCAGCAAAGCCCAAGGGUGGGCAGAUUGGGCGAUGGCUUUUCUCAGUGCUGGCAUUUUCUUGGUUGCAAGCCCAGGGGGUUAUUUACAGCCUCUGCUAUUUUUCUGUGGUCUCAGUAACAGCAAUGAGGUUGGUGCCUUCUGAGCCAAGGAUGGUGCAGGGAAUGAGGUGUGUGGGAAGGCCAGCAGUACAGAAACGAGGGGAGAGAGAUGAGGGGCAAGGCUGGCGGUGCUGGGGAGAGGCUGUUCCAGUGUGUGACAGAGCCGUUCCACGUCCUUUCGGUGAGGACUGGGAGAUUCAGGGCCCGGGGAAGUGGCAUUCCAGCCCUUGCUUGUUUCCUCAAGACAGCAAAAGGUCCGUCAUUCCAUGCUGCGAGACAUCUUGGGGUGUGAUCUGGGGAGAGGUGCGGUGUGAUCAGAGGGAAGCUCUGUCUAAUCCCACUGAUGGCCACGGCAAUCUUCUUCCCACUGCCUUUAACCUGCUCUGUUCCACAGCACUGCCGAGGUGUGCCAGGAGGGUCAGAUCUUCCUCCUUAGGGCUCUGAAGUUCCUGGUGAGGGGGAAGAAUGGUGUUAAGGAACCACCGAGAGCAUUGUGAAGUCUUUCUCUCUCUCGUCCUGCAAGCAGCCUACGUGGUUGGGAGUAUUUUGAAAUGCCGAGAAAUAAGCCAUUACUCUUGUGCUCUCCUUGAAGCCCUUAAUUGGAGCAGGCCGUUUUUGGACUUACUGACCGGGCUCAGGGCCAAAAUAUAUGUAUUUAAAGUACUAAACUGCAGUAUGCAGAACGGAGUCUGCCGUGCAGCAGAACUUUCCCAGGGGAAGGAGGAGGUCAGCGAGUUCUCCUCCGUGAGUUCCUGUCGUUCCUCUGCAGUAAGCAGCCGUCCCACCGCGCUCCGCGAGCGGUAUGGGGGCAUUUCCAGCACUGCCCCUAGUGACACGACUGCUUUCCCUCCUGCUGCAUCACUCUCCUGCUUCGGGCAGGCGAAGUACGAUGUUUGGGCUUAUCCUUCGGUCUCAAAUAAACUCUAUCUCCAGU
Cygnus atratus (black swan) is the source of this 4798-nucleotide messenger RNA. RefSeq names its product thioredoxin domain containing 16 (gene TXNDC16). NCBI's taxonomy places the organism in Eukaryota, Metazoa, Chordata, Aves, Anseriformes, Anatidae. Bases 473 to 2998 code for a protein of 841 amino acids. The record is from RefSeq and is a predicted model, not a curated record. The transcript has 20 exons.